Chenopodium quinoa (quinoa) is the source of this 3311-nucleotide messenger RNA. RefSeq names its product G-type lectin S-receptor-like serine/threonine-protein kinase SD2-5. The record is from RefSeq and is a predicted model, not a curated record. Lineage: Eukaryota; Viridiplantae; Streptophyta; Magnoliopsida; Caryophyllales; Amaranthaceae. Gene Ontology annotation, molecular function: protein serine/threonine kinase activity; ATP binding. Gene Ontology annotation, biological process: protein phosphorylation. The coding region runs from base 652 to 3129 and encodes 825 amino acids. The transcript is spliced from 2 exons.
UGACUAGAGAAAAUAAAAGUCUAAUGCAUAAAUUAAAAUAUACUAUGGAGGGCGCUUGGGGUUGUAAUAAUUGUAGAUAUGGAUGGCUUUUUUGUUUAAUGAUUUGCUGUCUCACCACUUGUUUGAAAUAGAUCAUCUCAAAAUUGUUAAGAGUAUUAUUUUUUGACUUCUUUUUUCAGGAGUCAAAAUCAACAUCAUAUAUAUGACUUUGUUGAAUUGAUACAUAAUCUGGUGAAUCAACACAAAUUGUUAACAACUUUUAUUUAAAAUAAGAAGGAAGCUUCUGGUCAUAGUCUUUAAAUUAGAAGGAAGCUUCUGGUCAUAGUUUUUAAAUUAGAAGGAAGCUUCUGGUCAGUCUUCAACUCUUCAUUCUUCAUGAUUCAAGAAUCCAUAUAUAGUUCGUACUUUAGAAAUUUCUAAGCCUUAGUGGAUUAUUAUUUCCUUAGUUUUUUAUUAGAUGCAUCACUUUCUAUGUAUGGAAGUUUCAAUUUAGAUGCUUCACCUUUUUCUUUUACUCAAUAGAUUCUCUCUAUCUUUCUCAUAUCACAUGAGCCCUCUUCAAUUUAGAUUAAAAAAUUGCCUAGGACUCUGCAAUUUCAAAGUGAUGUAUCUAAUAAAAAACGAAGUACAAGUCUUUACAAUCAAGCAGUCAUGUUGAAAGAUUAUGGAGUAACAUGGGUAUCAGGUACCCUCAAAAUUCUCUUAUGCAUUUGGUGUUACUUUCUUUCUAGCAACAACAUCAUCCUUGUUAAAAGCCUUUCUUCAUAUGCUAAUGUCUCGAAUUCAUUGGAAAAUAAUAAUAACUGGCUUAUUAAUGAAGGGAGCUAUUAUUCUGAUGAUAAUUAUAUUAUAAGAACAGCCUUGUACUCUCCAGAGUACAUCCAUCGUAAUUAUAAUAAGUAUGGAGUUAAGACAAGUACUGAUUAUUAUCCUCCAUUUGGAUUUGGGCUUUUCGCCCAUCAAACUGCACCUGAUUCAUAUGUACUUGUGGUAUAUAUUGGGAAGGAUAAUUUUUCCCCUGUGGUGGUUUGGUGUGCCAAUCAAGCUCAUCCUGUUCAAGGGCUUGCCACACUUGCUCUUACAUCUGAAGAAGGUUUGGUAUUAAGGGAUGAAGAUGGAAGUUUUGUGUGGUCUACCAACACCCCUGGCCUUUCAGUGAGGUCAAUUCAGUUGGGAAGUGAUGGGAACUUGGUCCUUUUAAAUGGAAAUGGGAAAAUCAUCUGGGAGUCCUAUAAUAACCCUACUGAUACGUUAAUCCAAGACCAGCGCCUUCCACUGGACCAUAGAUUAAUGUCCACAUCAUCAAUUUCAAGUAAUUCCUCAGAGCUCUUUUAUGUGAUUCGAGAUCAUUAUGGUCUUCAUGCUUUUGUUGAUUCGAAUACUUCACAAUACUAUAGUUUCCGGCAUAUUGAAGAAGGUAGUUGGAACAGUAUCUACCAAAUUUUCAGUUCUUCGCCCUUGUAUUCUGCUGAGUACAAUUAUAAGAAUAGUUAUAUGCGUCUUGAUCGAGAUGGUCACCUACGUACAUAUAUUUGGAAAGAAGGUGAGAUUUACACCAGUGAUGUCUUUGAUAAUGAUAAUUGUUCAUACCCUACAAUUUGUGGAAAGUAUGGAAUUUGCAAGGAUGGUGGUAAAUGUAGUUGUCCAACAGGCGGGGAUGAUGGUAGCUGGGAUUACUUCAAGCCAGUUAAUUCAUUUGAUUCCAGUUCAGGAUGUAGCCUAGUUACACCUCUAUCUUGUCCUAACAACCACAAUCUCCACACUUUUCUAGAGUUUGAUAAUGUGACCUACUUUGCCCUUACUCCCUCUCUCACAAAAAUAGAUGCCGAGAGCUGUAAAAGUGUGUGUUUGAAUAAUUGUUCGUGUAAAGCCGUCUUCUUUCGUUACCAUAUGGAUACCUCCUUUGGUAACUGUACGCUAACUUCUGAGAUACUCACUUCGAUGGAUGUUUCUGACCAAUAUUUGGCCUAUAAGGCCGUUGCAUUCAUCAAAGUGCAAAACAAGGCAUCAACAAAAGCUUCAUUGAAGAAAAAAUCGGUACUUCUUGUAUCUUCUGGGUCAAUACUCUUAGUUAUGGUUAUUGUGUUUAUGAUAUGGAGGCGAAAAAGUAAUAAUGCCAAGGAUUUUGAUUGUUCCCUUGAUGUUUUUGUUGAUAACAUAAGUCGGUUCUCUUUUGAAGAUCUGAAAUUGGCAACCCAAAAUUUCCAAACAAAGCUUGGUCGAGGAGGAUUUGGGUCUGUAUUUGAAGGUACGUUAGGUAAUGGAGCAAAAGUUGCUGUAAAACAAUUGGAAUCAGUAGGCCAAGGGAGGAAGGAAUUCCUGGCCGAGGUCAACACAAUAGGUAGCAUUCACCACUUCAAUCUAGUGAGGUUAAUUGGGUUUUGUGAUGAUGGACUGAAUAGACUUCUUGUCUAUGAAUACAUGUGUAAUGGGUCAUUAGAGAAGUGGAUCUUCAAUCAAGACACAUCACAGACACUAGGCUGGAACCUACGUCGAAAGAUUAUUGAUGGUGUGGCUGUGGGGCUUGAGUAUUUACACGAGCACUGCAAUCAAAAUGUGAUCCAUUUUGAUAUCAAACCUCAGAACAUACUCCUGGACAAAGACUUCAACAUCAAGAUUUCUGAUUUUGGCUUAGCAAAAAUGGUAGACCGAGAUCAAAGCCAUGUUAUGACCAUGGUAAGGGGGACACCAGGAUAUAUGGCUCCUGAGUUGGUUACUGGUCGUGCCAUCUCUGUUAAAGUUGACGUCUACAGCUUUGGAGUUCUUGUCUUAGAAAUUGUGUGUGGCCGUAGGAAUUUUGGUUCAUCAGAAGGUGAUUGUCUCACUAACUUGGUGAAGGUGAAGGCUGAUGAGGAUCAACUCUCUGAUCUAGUUGACGAGCAUGGUGAAGGUAUGCAACAACACAAGGAAGAAGCUGUGAAGUUAAUGAAGAUUGCAAUAUGGUGCUUGCAGCCUCACUUUAUCAGGCCAACUAUGUCAAUGGUGGUGAAAGUUUUACAGGAUCUUCCGAACAUGGAGGCUCUAACUGAUCUCACCUACUUAAACAUGGUCCAUGAAGCAGCUCCAAUGGAGGCAAAUUACGGCUUUUCAGUCUGUCCUACAGAUUCACUUUUGUCUGGACCUCGUUGAUGAAUUUAUUUAACUAUAGCCUGUUUUAGAAGCAGUUGAUAUUUUCUAUUUUGUACUGUAUCCUUUCUUAUUUUUGUUCGACCACAAUAAGUUUUGCAAUAUUGUAUUAUAGAUUUUUAGCCUUUUAGGCUAUGUAAUAUUUCUUCAAUGUUUAAUGGAGGCCAAAAACCUGUUGAAGAUCA